Eimeria necatrix is the source of this 1071-nucleotide messenger RNA. Its product is annotated as GDP-L-fucose synthetase, putative. Bases 1 to 1071 code for a protein of 356 amino acids. The record is from RefSeq and is a predicted model, not a curated record. Lineage: Eukaryota; Apicomplexa; Conoidasida; Eucoccidiorida; Eimeriidae. The transcript is spliced from 11 exons. Gene Ontology annotation, molecular function: GDP-L-fucose synthase activity. Gene Ontology annotation, biological process: nucleotide-sugar biosynthetic process.
AUGACUCGGCCCGGCGUAGCUCUGGUGCGGAAACUGACGGCUAUCACCCACGGCUGCAGCUUCCAGCCGCGAGAAAAUGUCUGUCUCGUGCUGGGGGGCACAGGGCUGCUGGGAAAGGCGCUGAAGUCCACGGUGGAGGAGCUCGAGGCGCAGGCCGGCGAUCUCGACGGCUACGACUUUGUCUUCGUCGGAUCUAAAGAUGCGGACUUGAGAGUUUGGCAGGAAACGCAGCUGCUCUUUCACCGGUAUCAGCCCAGUGCCAUAAUUCACCUUGCAGCCAAAGUCGGGGGGCUGUAUGACAACAUGCAGAACAAUGAAGCGUUUCUCCGUGAGAAUGUGCUGAUCAACACACAUGUAGUUCGCGCUGCAUUUGAGGCACAGGUGACCCGCGCCAUUUUCUGCCUUUCCACUUGUGCCUACCCCGAACAUGUCCCAUCGUUGCCUCUAGUAGAGGAAUACCUGCACUUGGCGCCUUCUCAUCCAUCAAACGAGGGAUAUGCAGCAGCUAAGCGUUUGCUUGAGCAGCAGGUUCGUUUUAGCCGCCAACAGCUGCAGGCAGAAAACCCAGGGCACACUUUCUCGUGGAUAUGCGUCUUGCCCUGCAAUCUCUACGGGCCCCACGACAACUUUGAGCUAAACAGAGCUCACGUAUUGCCCGCCCUUGUGCAUAAAGUCGAGAUCGCCAAGCGUGAUGGCACUGCAUUCACUGUCCGCGGCAAAGGAGGGGCUUUGAGGCAGUUUCUAUUCAGCGACGACGCAGCACGACUCCUGCUGCUCUUGCUUGUUAAACGAGAUAUUCCCGAGACGCAUUCUUUGCUAAACAUGUGCCCUGACUUGCAAGACAGUGAAAUAUCAAUAAAGGACCUCGCGCUGCUGAUUAAGCGCUGCGCGGGAUUUGAUGGGCCAAUACAGUUUGACGAGUUAGCCCCCGAAGGGGUCUAUAGAAAGCCUGCGGACAACUCGAAAUUAAGAGCUGUGAUCGGCCAAGAAUUCAUCUUCACGCCACUAGAGGACGGCGUGCAGAAGACUGUGGACUGGUUCUCGGAGAACAUGGCACAGGCGCGAACAUGA